This is a messenger RNA of Chinchilla lanigera (long-tailed chinchilla), 1547 nucleotides long. RefSeq lists its product as uncharacterized. NCBI's taxonomy places the organism in Eukaryota, Metazoa, Chordata, Mammalia, Rodentia, Chinchillidae. The record is from RefSeq and is a predicted model, not a curated record. The transcript is spliced from 2 exons. Bases 355 to 1125 code for a protein of 256 amino acids.
UCUCCUCGUCCCACUCUUCUGCCCACCCUACCCCUUUCCCAGAGAUCCAGGCUGGAAAGCUGAGGUGCCUAGCCCCAAUCCCCACAGACUGGCAGAGGCCUUGGAUGAUGAAGACAGUAGCCCAUGCGCCUUUGCCCUUCAAGUGGCAUGGUCCUGGCCUGGCACCUGUUUGCGUGCAGCAGGAGUCAAGCAGCCACCUGCUUCCCCAGAGGAAUCCAGCCCCAGGCCCUGUCUCUGCACCACCCCCUUUCUGGUUCGGACACCAAUAAGAUACGCAGAACUGCAGUAAGUUGUUUCUGCCCAGCAGGAUGAGGCUCAGCUCAGCCCUUUGAGGGGCCCAAAAGAGCCCCAGAAAUGGCCCAUCCUAUACGAGCCAUCAAGGACCCUGACCUUGCCGUGAGCUGCCUACCCUGGAAACCUCGACAGCUGAGAAGCAGGGCUUGGCCAGCAAAAGCAGAGCCCCUGGGCCACACCCACACAGCCACACCCAGCAGCCACGUACAGUUGCUGAGGAAGAGCAGCACAGCGAAGCCCAGCACGGAGGUGGCCAGCAGGAUGAGGCAGGCAUUGCAAGGGAUCAUGAAGUACCGCACCAGCACGGAGACACCCGGCUGCGGCCCGGGUCGGCGCUCCAGCAGCAGUGGUGGCAUGGCCCGGCUCUGCCUGCUCUGCUGUGUGGGUCCUCACGGAGCGCCCUUAGUCCUCAAUAGGGCUACUCCACCCAUACUGGGUCCUGGGGCAGCGCCACUCUCAAAGUUCCACCCCAGCCCCAGCCUGGGAGGCUCCAGGCCCUCUCCAGCCCUCCACUCGCAUCCCCGGAGGUGUGCAGAAUUGUCCGCGGGUAGAAAUCCCCAAGGUGGGCUCGGAGACAGACGGAGGAGGACGCAGGGCUGUGCCACCCCGGCCAGCCGACACCAGCUGGCUCCUUCCCCACCCCGGACAGAGCUUGGCGCUGGAGCAGCGGCGGGACUCGGGAGCAGGGCCUGGCGGCGCGCGCCUGGCAAACGGGAGCGCGGUGGAGCGCGGGCGGUGCGGCGCGCGGAGAAGAAAGGCGGCAGCAGAGGCACCCCGCCCCGAAGCAGCUCCUCGCCCUCCCCAGGCCGAGGUGAGCAAACAUGCAAUUGAGUCACAUGCAAAUAACUGCCAGAACUCCCACUGAGGUCCCAUGGGCGUGGCACGCCCCCAGGAGGCCACCCUGGGAACUCAAGAGUCGCCACACCCCUGGGGGCCAGCUUCAAGCCUGGGUGAGAUCUCCCUUUGCCUGGCCCUGCCUGGAUCCAGCUCCCUGCAACCUUGGGUAUCCCAUUCUGCCUCCACCAUCCCCACGUCCACCCUCCAUGGCCGGCGUCACCACGUGAUCAUCUCUACAGCCAACACCAGCAACACCCCACCUUCACUACCUGCAGUCUUUUUCUCUUUGCAGUUCCCCCUCCCGCAGUACUGAUAAGUGAACCUAGGGCUUUCACACUAAACUAUACCAUAAUCCCUAACUCAUUUAUUUCGAGACAGGAUCUAACUAAAUUACUAAAUUGCACAGGCUGGGCUGG